UUUGCCAAUCAUGCACGUUUCUUUCAAACUCUCAAUAACUCGUAAGUGACUCUAGUUUCGUGCAGACAUCGGAGACAUAAGGACGUCCAGGGUACUUAUUCAAUAACUACAUAAGCUUAUCUCAGUUUUGUUUGUGCUUGGAAGCCAGAGCUGAUUGUGCAGUUUUGGUAAAGAAACCAGAUGUGCGCGAUUGGCAGCAUCCAUGAGUGUCUCCUUUGACAACGUUUCUCGCUCUUGGAGUGAAGAGCCCCAUAAGGAUGGGCGGAUGGGAGGAAACCCUCAGACAGACCUAUAGAUAGGCAGACAGACAGGAAGUCCACCUGCAGUUCAGAAGGAGACUGUUCCGUAACCAGGUCAUGAUGAGGAGGGUCCACGUCAAGGGGGAUGUGCUAUGCACCUUGCUGCUGCUGGUGGUGCUUUGUGUGCUGCUCUAUGCCCACCAGGGCCUCAGCCCCUCCUGGGAGUGGAGCCUCCAGCUGUCCUCCCCCAGCUCCAGAGCCCUGCUGGGAGCACCGUCGGACCCUCAGGGGGGCAGACUGCCCCCCUCCAAACCCUCAGACGCCCUCCCGCGCUGCCAGCCUGACGCCCAGUCCAGAAACAAGCCCCAGGCCGUGUCCAAGCCCAAACAGGCCAAACCCAAAGUCCAGUCCAAGGCUAAGUCUCAGGGGAAGUCGAAGGGCAAAAAGGGGGCGCCAACCAAGCCUCCGGCUGCUGCUUUGCCCACCAGGCCUCCCUUUGACUUCCAGGCCUACCUGAGAGAGAAAGACCACAGGAACUUCCAGCUCCUAGUCGACCAGCCGGAGAAGUGCUCCAUCCAGGGAAGCAGCGCCCCCGACCUGCUCAUUGCCGUCAAGUCCGUGGCAGUCGACUUCGACAAGCGGCAGGUGGUGCGUCGUACGUGGGGUCAGGAGGGGGUUCUGGGGGACGGGGUGACCGUCCGGACUGUGUUCCUCCUGGGCGUCCCCAGCAACCAGAGUGCCCUGCCUCUCUGGGACCGGCUGCUGGCCUACGAGAGCCAAACCUUCAGAGACAUCCUGCUGUGGGACUUCCAGGACACCUUCUUCAACCUCACCCUCAAGGAGACCCACUUCCUGCAGUGGGUCAACACUUCCUGUCCCGGCGUGCGCUUCAUCUUCAAAGGCGACGCGGACGUGUACGUCAACGUGGAGAACAUCCUGGAGAUGCUGAAAGGUCAGAGGUCGGACACCGACCUGUUUGUCGGCGACAUCAUAUUCAACGCCCGGCCGAUACGCCGGCGAAGCAGCAAGUACUUCGUGCCGGAGUUCAUGUACGGAGGAUCGAUGUACCCGUCCUACGCUGGGGGCGGGGGCUUUGUCAUGUCUGGCUUCACGGCCUGCCGCCUCUCCUCCGCCUGCCAGCAAGUGGAGCUGUUCCCCAUCGACGACGUGUUCCUGGGCAUGUGCCUGCAGAGGAUCGGCCUCAAGCCCACGCGCCACGAGGGCUUCCGGACCUUCGGGAUUGUGCGGCCCUCCGCCGCGCCCCACCUGCAGGUGUUCGACCCCUGCUUCUACCGGGAGCUGAUGGUGGUGCACAGCCUGACGGUGCCGCAGAUCUGGCUGAUGUGGAGCCUCCUCCACGACCCGAAACUCACCUGCCACUCGCGCCUGGCCCCUACACCCUGGCCCUUCCAGUGGAGGAGGAAGGGUUCACCCACGGCUGGGGGCUCCCGGAAGCCGGAGGACCACGAGGAGCAGGAUUAUGGGGUACGAGGGGACAACUACAAGGUGUUUGUAAAGCAUUGAGGCCCCGCUGGGGGAGGCUGGCCCGGGAGGUGAGAGGCAGGGAGGAAGGGGGGCGAGGCCCAGGGAGCAAGGGGGGGGGGGCGAGGUCCAGCAAGGGAGAGGAAAAUGAUGGUGUGAAGGUACGCAAUACUGCAAGGGAUUCAAUGCUGUAAAAGACUUUUGGGAUUUCAAAUGGCUUGAGACGGGAGUACUGAAAGGUAACGUUGAGGUGGAAUAUUUGGUACCGUAAACCAGGUACAGCAUGGAAGGGCUUAGUCAUGCUUGAAACUUCAUAGCUGUGGUACAUUCUCAUGCUUCUCACUGAAAAUGUUUAUUGCUUUACUGGUUGCAUAUACUAUACCCAUACACAAACAUGUCCAUUCUAGAAUGUCAGAAGUGACCUCAAACUUUCUACUUUCUUGCCUUGUUAAAUUAACUGUAAUGCUAAGUUUGUUAAAGGAGGUACCCUCCAACAUUUUCCUUGCUUUUCCUAUUAUCUCAAAACUGUGUUUUGUCUCAUGACAGCAAAUCAUAAUGUCUUUUUGUAAUCUUAUUGUCUGUAGUUGUAACUUGGGGGCAGGAAGAUGUUUCCUAACAUUUUCCCAUGUGACAUUUUUUUAUAUAACAUCAAAGUACACAUUGAAUUGGACUUGUUUUUAUAUAAAUGUUGUGACUCUCCUAGCUCCGCAUCUAAUCCACGAGCAGUGUUAACAAUGCUAAUAACAUAAAUAUUUCAAGAACCGUAAAGUGGGUUUUAAAACAGUUGGAAGAAUCGGCAUGAUGAACUCCUGUAGGAGAGCUGUAGGUUUAUGGACAGAAAUUGCCUAAAUGACUUUGUCGUGAGUUUAUUGUUAAGUGUUUUGUAUAUGCCCUUCAAGAAUGUGACAUCAAAAGUUGAUGCUGGACUGUAUUAGAAUGUGCGUGCGAACACAAUUGUCAAGACCGGAAGAAACUAAGAGCCAAUUCCAUAUCUGUACUAUACAUGGAAUGGAACAUAUCCAUGGGUAUGCAGCUUUGAGACUGUCACACGCAUGAAGCAACAUGCCUUCGAUGGAACUCCUUAGUAGAUCCUGUUCUGAAGCCUUGCCUGAAUGCUCAUGAAUGUUGAUGCGAUUCUACUUCACUUUCUCAUCAACGAAAACGACAAUCAACCACCCUAGUAACGAACCAGACCUUAGAAACCUGGCCAUGUAUGGUGUUGUGCUUUCAUUUGAUCUCUACAGUCACUUGGACAAAUCAAUGGACUGUUCUUUGACACGGUUAUCCGUUAUCGCCACGGAGUUCAAGAAGAUAUCCCUAAGCUGUGAGGUCGGUCUUGAGGUCUGAGUCUAGAUCUCGUUUGCUUCAUCAACAAUGCUGUUUCUGUGUGCAGUCGGAUCUGCCAAACCUCUAGCUGUACUAGUCAGAAUGCUGUAUGUAGAAUUAUAAAGAGAUCAGUGUGUAUUAAAUCAUUUUAACCUCCAUGGGGGAACAGGUCCGAUGAGAAAUCAAGGUGUGCAUGUGUUGUCUUCAUAAAGAA
This is a messenger RNA of Osmerus eperlanus (European smelt), 3261 nucleotides long. It is a transcript of the gene b3gnt9, whose product is annotated as UDP-GlcNAc:betaGal beta-1,3-N-acetylglucosaminyltransferase 9. The record is from RefSeq and is a predicted model, not a curated record. Lineage: Eukaryota; Metazoa; Chordata; Actinopteri; Osmeriformes; Osmeridae. The coding region runs from base 357 to 1763 and encodes 468 amino acids. The transcript is spliced from 2 exons. Gene Ontology annotation, cellular component: Golgi membrane. Gene Ontology annotation, molecular function: UDP-glycosyltransferase activity; hexosyltransferase activity.